Suillus plorans is the source of this 672-nucleotide messenger RNA. RefSeq lists its product as uncharacterized. Lineage: Eukaryota; Fungi; Basidiomycota; Agaricomycetes; Boletales; Suillaceae. The record is from RefSeq and is a predicted model, not a curated record. The coding region runs from base 1 to 672 and encodes 223 amino acids. The transcript has 2 exons.
AUGUCAGUGAGUGGCCAGGUCCCCCACCAAUGUUUCAUCGCCAAACUUCCGGCGGAAACUCUAUCCAAAAUAUUCAUGCUAGUCGUACAUGGCUCCCUCAAACGACGUGAAACAUACGAGAUUGCCCCUCAAAGUGCCACGAUGCCGGAUUCACUAGCAUUAGUGAACCGGCACUGGAGGAGAGCGGCCCUCUCUCACACCAGCCUAUGGUCGACGCUCACCGUUGAUCUCUACAAAAUGGUCUCCAAUAAAUCCGGAGUCGGCUGGACAUGGUUGGCCACCAUGAUCAGACGGUCAGGAAGAUCCUCGGUAGAUAUCACGAUCAAAGCUCAACAAGGAGCAGCGUCUGGUUGUGAAGGACGGAGGAGGAGGUGUCGGGAUUUCACUCCAACGAUGUGCCGUUACGCCGACUGCAUGCCCGCUGUUUUCAACCUGUUGUUCCCGGAGAUGUACAGAUGGCGUUCCCUGGAUAUAGUCAGCGAUACUUGGAUGCCACUUUGUAGUGCCCUUUAUCUUCUCAAUGACCGCAGGACAGAGGGCUCUGGAGCUCAUCGCCUCGAGUCUAUAAAACUCGUAAGAACCAACGACACCCUUUCUUUCUUCUGGAAUUUCUGUCCGAGGUUCAUUCAGACAGUCGAGGGGACCCCAUUCGCCGCUCUUAUGGUUAGUUAG